UUGUAAAAGCCGGUCCAAUUUUUAUUGAAUAAGCCAAUCUUUAUAUAAUGCAGGAAGAUGGAUGGGUUGUUUGUAGAGUGUUCAAGAAGAAAAAUCUAUUCAAAGUAGGGAAUGAUGUUAGCUCAAGCAUUAACAACAAUAGGCUUGAAGCUCGAAGUUUCAUACGUAGAGAAAGCUCUUACCAAGGAAUCUCAAUGUUUGAGCUUAACAAGCCUGAAGAGAUAAGUGUUCAUCAAUACCCUCAACCACCACCAAUGUUUCAGCCUCAUCACAAGCCUCUUUCAAUUGGCUAUGACUAUUCCUUGGCUCUUCUUCCAAGGGAAAGCGAGUACCAGCAAGCGUGUGAGCCAUCAGGGGUUGAGGUUGGCACGUGCAAAACUGUUGGUGAAUGGGGAAUGGUGAAUUGUCAAAUGGGGAUUCAUGAGGACUCGUCUAAAGCCAUGAGGUUUGAAGAUGAAGGCAACAACAAUCCGUCGGCGCUGCAGCCACCUUCGAAUCUACUUUCUUUGCGCGGUGAAAAUGGAUUUCUCGGGUUAUUUUAAAUAGAUGAUGAUAAUGUUAUAUAUAUAUAUAUAUAUAUAUGCAUCUCUUCGUAAGUUUGUAUGCUUGUUCUUUGAUUACAUGUAUCCAUUUAUUUCUUUCUGUAAUUGGAAGCAAAUUGCUUCACUGAUAAAAAGUUAAUAAGAAUCAUACGUUUAA
Molecule: messenger RNA, 699 nt
Organism: Arabidopsis arenosa
Lineage: Eukaryota; Viridiplantae; Streptophyta; Magnoliopsida; Brassicales; Brassicaceae
Source: the annotation of a GenBank genome assembly